Molecule: messenger RNA, 1131 nt
Organism: Aspergillus vadensis CBS 113365
Lineage: Eukaryota; Fungi; Ascomycota; Eurotiomycetes; Eurotiales; Aspergillaceae
Product: putative integral membrane protein (Pth11)
Exons: 6
Coding region: 1-1131 (376 amino acids)
Source: RefSeq, a predicted model, not a curated record
AUGCCGUCGGUCGACCUCAACCAGAUCCCCGCCUCCCCGCCUCCCGAUGGCGUGACGCCCAACUUUGUGAAUCCACCGAACCAGAACUACCAGAUCUAUUCUAUCAAUAUCGCCCUCUGCCUUACAGGCACCGCCGUCUUGAUCCUCCGCUUGUACACCCGUGGUAAGCUCCAAAAAACCAUCGGAGUUGAUGAUUGGUUCUGUAUCUGGGCGCAGGUAUGUGCGUGGUUGUUUGCCAUCUUGUGCAUGCUCAACAUCAGGAACGGAUAUGGGGUCCACAUUUGGGACUUAUACCUCAGUAAGAUCAAGCCUUUCAAGCAGUAUGAUCUUGCGGCAGAGGACAUCUUCGUUGUCGGAAUCUGGCUGGUUAAAACGUCCAUCUUGUUGUUCUACCUGCGCUUGAGUCCCGAAAAGCGGUUCCGGCAAAUGACAUACGGCAUCAUGGUCUUUGUUGCCCUUUACAAUAUCAUCAGUUUGCUGGUUUUUACCCUCGGCUGUAUACCAGUGCAGGCUAGUUGGGAUGUGACCCUAAUGCCGACAGCCAAAUGUGUUGACCAACUCUCCUUUGUCUACGCCAAUGCGGCUUUCAACCUGUUCUCCGAUCUUAUCACCUUGGCACUACCCAUUCGACUCUGCUGGUCUCUUCAGACUACUCUUAAGCAGCGAGUGCUAUUGAUGAUAGUGCUGAUGAUGGGUUCCUUCGCGUGUGUGAUUGCAAUCAUCCGGAUUGUGACCAUGAUGCCAUUUGUCUCCAGUAUGGAUCUUACCUGGUACAAAGUGACCUUAGCCAAGUGGGCCAUGGUGGAGAUCAACGUGGGUAUCAUCUGUUCGUGCCUGCCGGUGAUGCGGCCUCUACUUAUCCGGUUCUUCCCCACUGUUUUUGGCAGCCACGCCAGCAGUGGAGUCAGGCCCAUCCGCCCUGCCGAUGCCAAGGACACUUUCGGUGCGGCGCGCAAGAAGGUUAUUCGCAACUGGGACUACCUCAGUACGAUCAAAGGAACCAACGCGGGUGAGAGUACCCAGGAUGUUGAGAGUCUCCACGAGGAGACUAAGCAAGAGAAUGGCAAUUCCGAGCCGGCUAUCAUGAUGGCGACCGAGUAUUCGGUGACCUGCAAGCGGCGGUCGGAAUAA